AUGGCGGCGGCUCUCGGCGCGGCGGCCACGCUCCUCGGCAAGGUUUUCACGAUGCUGUCCGCCGCCCCGGUGGCGGCGUACGUGGACAGCCUCGAGCUCGGCCACAACUCGGAGCAGAUCAAGGCCAAGCUCGCGCACACGCGAGGCCUGCUGCACAACGCCCAGGCCCAGGUGAGCCACGUCGUCGACAACCCUGGACUGCAGGAGCUGCUGCCGGCGCUGAGCAGGAACGCCGACCAGGCGGAGGACCUGCUGGAUGAGCUCCACUACUUCCAGAUCCAUGACAGGCUCCACGCCACCAACUACGCCGCCACCCAGGCCAAUUUUCUCCGUCAUGCUCGCAAUGCUCUCCGCCACACUGCCACCAGCAGCUGGGCCGCAUGCUUUUCUUGUUCCUCUGCACAAGAUGAUAGUGAUUCUACCAGUGGGGAUGAUGAGUUACGUUUCCACCGAGUGAUCUUCUCCAGAAAAUUCAAAUCGGUGUUACAGGACAUGCAGACGCACUGUGAUUCCGUCUCUGAUUUGCUUGGCAAUAUCCCAAGCAACAGCAUGCCAGUUGCUGUACACCGGCCGCAGAUUGGAUCCACAAUUAUACAAGAUACAUUGUAUGGCAGGAGACACACUUUUGAGGAAACUGUCAACCGUAUCACUACACAGAUUGAGACUGUUUCUGUUCUUCCUAUAGUUGGUCCAGGGGGUAUUGGAAAAACAACUUUUGCCCAACAUCUGUAUAAUGAUGGAAGGACUGAAGAGCACUUCCAAGUCAGGGUCUGGGUGUGUGUAUCCACUGAUUUCGAUGUGCUGAAGCUCACCAGGGAGAUCCUUGCCUGCAUACCUGCAACUGAAGAAGGAGGAAGCAGCAGUGUUGCAAAUGAAACAACCAAUUUAGAUCAUCUUCAGAGAUCCAUUGUGCGCCGUCUCAAGUCCAAGAGGUUUCUAAUUGUCUUGGACGACAUAUGGAAAUGUGACGGUGUGGAUCAGUGGAGAACCCUGUUAGCUCCCUUCACAAAGGGGGAAACCAAAGGAAGCAUGCUACUUGUCACAACUCGAUUCCCAAAGCUAGCAAAAAUGAUGGAAACAAUUGAUCCACUAGAGCUGCUAGGUUUGGAGUCUAAUGACUUCUUCACAUUCUUUGAAGCAUGUAUAUUUGGUGAAGACAACAAGCCAGAGCAUUUCGAAGAUGAGUUAGCUGGUAUUGCACAAAAAAUUGCAGACAAGCUAAAGGGUUCCCCGUUGGCAGCCAAAACAGUUGGUAGACUAUUGCACAAGGACCUUUCUCAGAAACAUUGGAAUGGAGUUCUUGAAAAGCAUCAGUGGCUAAAGCAGCAAAAUAAUAAUGAUAUCAUGCCAUCUUUAAAAAUUAGCUAUGAUUGCCUCCCUUUUGAUCUGAAGAAAUGUUUUUCCUAUUGUGGCCUUUUCCCUGAAGAUCAUUGGUUUACUUCUUCAGAAAUCAAUCAUUUUUGGGUUGCAGUAGGCAUCAUAGACUCUAAUCACCAAGCUGAUAGGAAUUACUUGGAAGAACUAGUCGACAAUGGUUUUCUCAUGAAGAAGAAAAAGUAUUAUUUGGAUGAUCAAUACAAACAAAAGAAGGAAUUUGAUUGCUAUGUAAUGCAUGAUUUAAUGCAUGAGCUAUCUAAGAGUGUUUCUGCACAAGAAUGCCUCAAUAUAAGUGGCUUUGAUUUCAGAGUUGAUGCCAUCCCGCAAUCUGUUCGACACUUAUCUAUCAACAUAGAAGACAGAUAUGAUGCAAAUUUUGAGCAAGAAAUGUGUAAACUAAGGGAGAGGAUACACAUUGCUAAUCUGCGGACUUUGAUGAUUUUCAGAGGAUAUGAAGAAAGAAUCGCCAAGAUUUUGAAAGAUAGCUUCAAGGAAAUAAACAGUCUGCGUGUCCUAUUUAUAGUGGUGAAGUCGGCACAAUCUUUUCCAUAUAGGUUUUCAAAACUUAUCCACCUCCAGUACCUCAAAAUUAGUUUAUCUCUCGAUGGUGACUGGGAAAUGAGUUUACCUAGUACACUAUCAAGAUUUUAUCACUUGAAAUUCUUGGACCUUGAUCGUUGGCGUGAUAGUUCUGAUUUGCCUGAAGACUUUAGCCACCUUGAGAAUUUACAUGAUUUCCGUGCUAAAAGUGAACUCCACUCCAAUAUUCACAAUGUUGGAAAGAUGAAGCAUCUGCAGGAGCUAAAAGAAUUCCAUGUCAAGAAGGAGAGCAAGGGAUUUGAACUGUCAGAACUUGGGCCAUUGACAGAGCUUGAAGGAGGACUGACUGUACGUGGUCUUGAACACGUGGCAACCAAGGAGGAAGCUACUGCAGCCAAACUGAUGUUGAAAAGGAAUCUGAACCAGUUGGAAUUACUCUGGGACAGAGAUCAACCAACUACAGAUGCUGGUAUUCUUGAUGCUCUUCAACCACACUCUAAUCUUAGAGUACUUACAAUUGUAAAUCAUGGUGGUACCGUUGGUCCUCGUUGGUUGUGUCUUGAGAUAUGGUUAACAAGUUUAGAGACUCUCAUUCUAGAAGGCAUAUCUUGGAGCACCCUUCCACCUUUUGGGAAGCUACCAAAUCUCAAGGGACUCAAACUGAAGAGAAUUUCUGGAAUGCAUCAGUUUGGGUCUCGAUGUGGUGGUGCUCCAGGGAAAUGUUUUAUGCGCUUGAAGACAGUUGAGUUUUAUGAGAUGCCAGAACUUGCUGAAUGGGUUGUGCUACCUAAUUGCCAUUCCUUUCCAAGUCUUGAAGAAAUCAAUUGCAUCGAUUGUCCCAAUCUCCAUGUGAUGCCCUUGUCGGAGGUAUCUUGCACCAAUUUGCGCAGACUUGAAGUUUGUGACUGCCCCAAGAUGUCUCUGCCCUCCAUGCCUCACACCUCCACACUGACAGAUUUGGAGGUUAAUAGAUGUGAUUCAGAAUGGUUGUGUUAUGAUGGAAAGAAAUUGGUUGUUAGAGAGUAUGGCGGUGCUUUGGCCUCCCACAAUCUGGAUAAAGUAGAAGAUAUUGAUAUUGCAAAUGCAUCGUGCAUAUCAUUGACAGACAUCGCAAAGCUUAAAUCCCUAACAAACCUGACUAUCGAAAGAUGCGACGGUUUGUUCCGUCAAGAACUGGAUGGCAGUAUUGUCUUCCAUUCAGUUAAGAGUCUCAAAUUAGAUGUAUCUCAUCUUGCCAGCAAAUCAUCAUCUUCAAAAGUGUUAAACUGUUUCCCAGCUCUCUCUGUGUUGGUGAUAGUUGGCUAUGAGAAAUGUGUAAUGCAGUUCCCAUCAUCCAGCUCACUGCAGGAACUUACCUUAAAAAAGUGUAAGGGCCUGGUUCUUGUGCCAAUAGAGAAUGGAGGAGGAAUUCAGGAGGGCAACUCAUUGCUCCAAUCAUUAACAAUAGAGGACUGUGGCAAACUGUUCUGUCGGUGGCCCAUGGGCAUGGGAGAAUCAGAGACCAUUUACCCUUUCCCUGCUUCCCUGAGGGUACUUGAUGUUGACAAAGAGCCAAGCAUGAAGUCAAUGGCUCUGCUCUCAAACCUCACAUCUCUCACCACUCUAAGGCUAAAAGAGUGCAGUAAUUUAACAGUGGACGGAUUCAAUCCUCUCAUCGCAGCCAACCUCAUACAACUGGAAGUGAGUAGGUGCAACACCUUUGCAGCAGAUAUGCUCUCAGAGGUGGCCUCUCAGAGGGCCAAAUUAUUAUUGCCUGCGGGUUACAUCUCUAGAUUGGAGAAACUCAAUGUGGAUAACAUCUGUGGAUUGCUUGUUGCUCCUAUUUGCAACCUCCUCGCCCCGGCCCUCCACACACUUGUAUUCGAGGAUAAUAGGAUCAUGGAAAGCUUCACGGAGGAGCAAGAGAAAGCGCUGCAGCUCCUCACCUCCCUCCAGAAUCUAACAUUUUUCAGAUGCAGUGUUCUGCAGUCCCUUCCUCAAGGGUUGCAUCGCCUUUCUUCUCUCAAGGAGUUACGUGUCCUUUGGUGUGUAGAAAUCCGAUCCAUGCCCAAGGAGGGCCUCCCGGUUUCGCUGAGAGAACUACAUAUGAUUGGUUCCAGCGCUGAGGUAAACAAGCAAAUUGAGAAAAUCAAAAGAACCAACCCAGAUUUAUCCGUCAUGGAUAAGUACACCAAAGACUAG
Molecule: messenger RNA, 4098 nt
Organism: Triticum turgidum subsp. durum (durum wheat)
Lineage: Eukaryota; Viridiplantae; Streptophyta; Magnoliopsida; Poales; Poaceae
Source: the annotation of a GenBank genome assembly